Molecule: messenger RNA, 2415 nt
Organism: Penicillium odoratum
Lineage: Eukaryota; Fungi; Ascomycota; Eurotiomycetes; Eurotiales; Aspergillaceae
Product: fungal specific transcription factor domain-containing protein
Exons: 12
Coding region: 1-2415 (804 amino acids)
Biological process (GO): DNA-templated transcription; positive regulation of transcription from RNA polymerase II promoter by galactose
Cellular component (GO): nucleus
Molecular function (GO): DNA-binding transcription factor activity, RNA polymerase II-specific; RNA polymerase II cis-regulatory region sequence-specific DNA binding; zinc ion binding
Source: RefSeq, a predicted model, not a curated record
AUGCUAUGGACUCUUCCGAGGCCAAGUCACGGUGGCCUUCACAACGUCGUCUACCCCGAGCGUCGCGUGCUUGCGAAACCUGCCGUUCUCGCAAGACUAAGUGUGAUCAAGCUCAGCCGUGCUCAUAUUGUGCAUAUCACUCAUUUAACUGUGUCUACCGUACAUCUGGUGGUAGAGGAACCGCAAGGCAACCUCAUUCACAAAGAAAACGGGUUGCCAGAGCGUCACAAGAAAGAUUCGCCCGCCUCACUAGCCGGGCAAGUAUCACGAUCCUUUCAGCCAAUCGGUCCCCUUGGAUCGACUCCCGAGACACUCACAACAGCAACUGAACAUGAUGAAGAAUAUGAUGAAUCCGCACGUUCAGAGGUUGGCGACGCCGCAGGUAGAGAUGGUCUAAGUGGAGUUAACCUCCAUACCAAGGGGACUGAGUUCUAUGGAAAUUCAUCAAACCUGGCAUUCCUCGGAAACCUCUUCGCAAGGGCACAAAACCAAUCUGAAGGGCGUGAUCCAGUCAUUCAAGAUAUCGCACCGAAAAUCACAAGAGCACAGCCAUCCUCACCUGAGAACAGAUCCACAUCGGGGAAAUCACAGCUUUCUAUUGUGAACUUGCUUUACAAUGCUGACUACACAGGGCAUCUUUCGCCGCAAUCCUAUACCGGCACAGAGGGUGACUCACACAGAAGCUUCUCAUAUGCAAAUGCGCGGAGGAGUGAAGCGGGCCCUUCCGGUGACUCACAAGAAAGCGGUGGGUUGUCUGCAUUAUUCACCCGAAUUUCUGAUGGAGCACAGUUGGAAAUCGAAAAGAUUUUCAUUGGAAGCUACUUCACAAAUAAACACUACAUUCACCCGAUCUUAUCCAAAGGGUCUUUUAUGCGACGCUGCGAGCGUGAAGUAUGGCCCUUUUCUCGAAGAGCCGGACUCUUUCGCAGUAUCACGAAAUUUGCAGGUCUUUACUUUGCCGUCGUUGCACUGGGUGCUAUCAAUGCUAGUCCGAAUGAGACCGGUCUGUUGGAUCAUUUCCAGCAGCCUGCGGAUCCGGAGGAAACUGUACCAGCUACUCAUUUCUCUGCUCUGGACUUUGCGAAAUUCUACUUUGAAAUCGCAAAGGUGGCUCUUCGUGAUAUGUUUGAAAGUAGUUGUCUGGAGACGGCUCAGACAUUGUUGCUUUUGAGUAUUUUCCGGCAGAAUUCCCUGCAGCCUCAUAGCUGCUAUAUGUACAGUGGGAUGGCUGUUAGAACAGCUGCGGCGAUUGGACUCGCUUCGAGCAUGUCUUCGUUACCGCCCAGUCAAAGGCGAGAGGCGAAGCGCACAUGGUGGUGUAUCUACUCGCAUGAAAUAGAAAUGUCCUGCUCAUCAGGUCGCCUGGAUAGCAUGAAAGAGCUAAAGUACUACCAGGUCUCUCUUCCCAAGCUCAAGAUCAAUUACGGAGACCUCGAUCCUGACGCCGAAGACAACGACGUAGCCAUGAUCCCAGUCAUGGUAUCCCUCGCACAGAUAAUGUCUGAAGCAUCCCACCAACUCUACCACUCAGCACAACGCUCUCUAAGCGAAAAAUCACGUCUAGCAAUGAUCCUCGACGCACGACUCCUGGAAUGGAAAGCCAACAUCCCAGCGUUCCUGACUCUAGACGCACAACCCCUCAGCGAUCCAGAAUGGGCGUUCAAACAGAAGCUCGUUCUAAGACUGAGAUACUACAACACUCGCAUCUUGAUCCACAAACCAUUCCUCGUCGCAUCAACCACAAAUGCCGAAUCGAAUGAGUUCAGACAACAUAUACACUUAUGUCUCGAAGCAGCCCGGAUGAGCAUCAAAAUGCAAUACGAGUCCUUCAUGCAUCGUAUCUACAUCCGAACCUGGUGGUACAACACAACCUACGCCCUCUACGGCUCCAUGAUCCUCCUCCACCUCAUCCUCUCCAAUUUCCCCGGUCUACCAGACGACCUUAUCGAAGACGUAGAGAAGUCCCUCGAGAUCUUCUCUUCUAUGGAUGAUAUAAUCGUAGCCCGACGCUGCGCCGAGAUGCUCCGUGAAGUCCUCGAUGUAGCGCGUACAUGUCUUGCGCGCAGAAAACAGAGUGUAGCUCCUGUGCAGCCAUUGUAUUCCGCUGGACCCGAGGGUAUGCGGGCGUCAAUUGGGUCUGGCUCCCUUUCAAAUUCUAAUUCUAAUGCUGGGGGUCCGUCUGGGGCUACAGUGAAUGACUUGAGUGUACCGGUGGCGGUACCGCAGCUUUCGUUUGAUGCGGCGCCUCUGUUACCGGAGCAGGGCCAGCCUGAUGAUGAUUUUUUCUUUUCGUUAUUUAGUCGGGAUCCGCAGCAGCAAUCUGAUCGGACGAGGGCGGAGAUGUUGGCUAAUUUGGUGGAUCCGUCUAUUUUGGAGGAUUUUGCAUUUGGGGGGCAGGAGUUUUCGCUUUUUUGA